GUCGGGUUGAGCGUACGUUGCGUCUCAGACAAUUUCACUUAUAAAGACUUUAAGUAACGUGUAUACUCACGUACACGACUACCAGUCUUUGAUUUAUUCAUUCACGGCGAGAGGCAAUAAAACAAGGGGCAGCGAAAACCGUACAUCUAAGGAAGAUUCGUGAUUACAGUGAACGCUGCUUACAGGAUGGCCUUUCAAGAUGUCUUUUGGAAACAGGUUUUUAAAAGAGAUCGGAGACUGAAGUAUAUGGUUCUGCUUGGUAUUGCCACCAUUGUUGUGUACGUGUUACACAUGCCUAGCCGUCUACCAGCAGCCGUGGAACGUUCAAAAUAUGACGUCAAAGAUGGCAGCGAGCAGAGACAGCAGACAUUUACAGAAACUGCAACCCAAAUUGGAAAUAGAAAACCCCCAAACAAUAUAUCGGAAAACCGAAAUAAACAUUUCAUUAUAUGUAUGGAAUCUGGUCGCCUUGGAAACGCGAUGUUUACUUAUGCAUCAAUUUACGGAAUUGCUUCCAAAAAGAAUAUGAGUGUUGUCAUCGAUGAAGGAAAUCCGCUGGUGAAACAUUUCAAACUGGACGCUAAAAGCAUGAAGAUACAGUCACUGAGUGGUUAUUUGAAAUUGGUCGAAAAAAGUUCUUGUGACUUCGACCAAGCAUUGAUGAAUUUCGACCCAAACAGAAAUGUCAUGAUAGAGCGUUACUUGCAGUCCUGGCGCUACUUCUCUCACGUUGAGGACCAAAUCCGGAGUCAGUUUGAUUUCACAGAUUCUACAAAAGCAUCGGCUGAUGGUAUUCUUAACAAGAUUCGUAAGGAAAGGUCUUUGUCCGCCAACGCGAGCGCCACCUUAGUGGGCAUUCAUUACCGAAGAGGGGACUUUGUGGAGAAACAUUUCAAAGAUUUUGGAUAUGCGCUUGCUCCCGUGGAAUAUAUUCACCGUGCAAUGAAGUACUUCCGCUUGAAGUAUAGUAACGUGACGUUCGUCCUCGCCACCACAUCCGCUGAGUUUAUAAAGGAUGUUUUAAAGGAGAACGAUGUCAUACAUGUGGCUGGGGAAAGUGCGAUAGUAGAUAUGGCCAUUAUGGCUAGAUGUGAUCAUUUGAUUCAAACUGUUGGGACGUAUGGCUGGUGGUCUGGAUUUCUUAACAGGGGCAGUGUUGUGUAUUACAAAUACCCAGCCAGGGAAGGAUCAAAGCUCCGAAAAAUGUUUGGUGGAGACUAUUCCAAUUUUUUCUACCCGAAAUGGAUCGGAAUGGACUGAUUAUUGGCACUAUGUUUAUCAACUGUUUGAACCAGUGGGAUUCCAGAUGCAAUGGGUUCCCAGCAUUCUAUGCAUUUCGUUGGAAGAGAAUAAAUGGGUCGGAUUGUCAGCCUGGGUGAUUCGGUUAUUUCCGUGGCAUACUCUCCCGACGUCGCGAGUCAUUACUCGCGGUAUCAACUGGAGCUGUGACGAUAUAUCGUAGUACCGAUAGUCGUGAUACUUUAUCUGACGAGAUAUAUAUCGAUACUCUUUUUCUUAUCGUGAUAUGUAUCGUUGACCUUAAGAUUAUUAAUUUUCACCAUAAAUUGGCGGUUAUGUCAAAAUUUACACUGUUACUUGCUAUCAAAGUAUACAUU
Messenger RNA from Haliotis rubra (blacklip abalone), 1616 nucleotides. Its product is annotated as galactoside alpha-(1,2)-fucosyltransferase 1-like. Bases 187 to 1260 code for a protein of 357 amino acids. NCBI's taxonomy places the organism in Eukaryota, Metazoa, Mollusca, Gastropoda, Lepetellida, Haliotidae. Gene Ontology annotation, molecular function: galactoside 2-alpha-L-fucosyltransferase activity. Gene Ontology annotation, cellular component: membrane. The transcript has 3 exons. The record is from RefSeq and is a predicted model, not a curated record. Gene Ontology annotation, biological process: carbohydrate metabolic process.